AGCACGAACUGCUGGACGGACAGACGGAGCAGUCUAUGCAGAGCCUGGGAGGGAGCCUGCCGUGCUCUGCACCAGGACUAGAGCGGAGCGUGGGACCAUGCUGUUCAUCUGGGCACUGGUGUUAGCUGGAGUCCUGCAGGAACGGGAGCUCUUCGCUGCUGCAGACCCUACCAGUCUGUUACCUGGAAGUUUGGGAAGCUGGUGCCAUGAACAUGAUACAAUGCAUGAACGCUUAGAUAUUAUUGAGGAGAAGGUAAUAAAAACUGUGGAACAUCUAGAAUCAGAAGUCAAAUCACUCCUCAGUAUCAUCACUGAGACAACAUCAGACCUCCCCAUCGCCGCAGGAACCCCACUGAUAGACAUUUUCGAUGGUAAGUAUCUAGUGGGAUAUAACCUAAGCCAACAACGACGUUGCAUGUGCUGUUCUGAAUGUCAACUUCUUUCCACAUCAGAUGAGAAAUAAUUCAUUCACUCAACUCAGUGCAGUGAAGGCCUCAGUUGAAAUACAGGGUUCAGUUUUGGACAGUGUCACAACCACCACUAAAGAGAGGGGAACAAAAUAAACAAACAAACCAGGCACAGAGCUAGAUAUAGGAGGUACACAGAAAGGCUGAUCAACUGGGGAUAUGAACAUUGGCCAAUUAAGUGUGGAACGGCCCAUCUGAGUAAGGCUGCUGCAAAGACAAAAGCUCUACUUCCUCACCACUGCAAAAGUGGGUAAAACAAGAACCAAGUCAACAACAGAUUCAAGAAAAACACAAUACUUAACUUUCAUCCAAGGACAGUAAACCUCUGCAAUGAUAUGUCUGUAGUUCCCCCAGCACUAGAAAUGUUAAACAGUGCUCUGUUCUCUUCAGUCUCUGCCUGACUAACAAUAGUUCAUUUAAGAGGUGAGAGACACUGCUGGUACAGAGUAAACCUCUUGUGGCAAGCAAUGAGAAACACCCAGCCACUGUUAUGAAGUCAGUUUUGUCAUUUUUCGUAAUAACUGUAUGUAUGCACAUAUAUUCACAUGUUACAGUGCACUUCUGUGAUACAGUGUGGGCUGAAAGUAGGCAGCAGUACAACUUGUGUUUUUUUUAGCUCUUGUUGCAGUUGGCUGUACAGAAACAGUCACCAAAAUUGUUUGAGAAGCUAAAAAUUACAUUUAUGUCCAAAACUCUCUAAGGGGCAGUUAAUAGGUAAGAAUUAACCUAUGCCCCUGCAAUGACCAUUUAUGUAAGCAAGUGUUCCAGUGAAGCGUUACAGUAAAUUUAAAAUGGAAAUCCCAAGUCAACCUCUGCCUAUUUGUAACACACCUACAGUAAGUACCGAUCAGAUUUAGGUUGCAUUGACUAACCAAGAAUAACUAUAUGACAUGACAUCCUCUUUACACAGAUGCCAGCUGAGCACAGCAGAGACUGAAGACAGCUGAAAGUAACAGGAUGGCUGUUGUAAAGAGUUGGAAUUUUGUUCACUUAGAAAGCUCCCUGGUGUUUCCUGAACUUGAACAGAGAUGUACAACCCUGAACAGUAUCUUUCCUUCCAUGUUCUUGUGCUUUUCAAUAAAAAAGGUAUUUGCUUUUA
Messenger RNA from Gallus gallus (chicken), 1566 nucleotides. RefSeq names its product PLAC 9 (gene PLAC9). The coding region runs from base 98 to 463 and encodes 121 amino acids. NCBI's taxonomy places the organism in Eukaryota, Metazoa, Chordata, Aves, Galliformes, Phasianidae. The record is from RefSeq and is a predicted model, not a curated record. The transcript is spliced from 3 exons.